AUGGUUAACAAGCAGAACAUGACCACUGUGGCCAGCAGAGGGCAGCAGAACCAGAUUACUUGUGCAGGUGGCUCCAGUGACCCUGUGGCCACUACUGUGAACAUCUGUGCUCCAGGAGACCAGGACGACACAGGGGAGUUCUCUGCUUACCCUGUCCCAUUUUGCUUCCCUCUGAAUGAUGGGUUUGGGGUGAGUAUGAGAUUGAAGACAGAUUUUAGUCCUGUGUUCGAAGCCAAGAAGAAAGCACGCUGUCCUGGACUUGGCUUGUUUUAUACAUUAUUAUCUGCCUUCCUUUUCUCAGUGGGCUCUUUAUUUGUUAAAAAAGUGCAAGACGUCCAUGCUGUAGAAAUUAGUGCAUUCCGAUGUGUGUUCCAAAUGCUAGUCGUUAUCCCUUGCUUAAUAUACAGAAAAACCGGAUUCAUAGGCCCCAAAGGUCAACGCAUUUUCCUCCUCCUCAGAGGAGUCCUGGGCUCCACCGCCAUGAUCCUUUUGUACUACGCUUUCCAGGCGACGUCCCUGGCCGACGCCACCGUCAUCACGUUUAGUUCUCCAGUGUUCACGUCCAUAUUUGCUUGGAUAUUUCUCAAGGAGAAGUACAGCCCCUGGGAUGCCCUCUUCACCGCCUUCACGAUCACCGGCGUGAUCCUCAUCGUGAGGCCCCCGUUUCUGUUCGGAGCCAGCGCUGCGGGCACGGACGAGAGCUACUCUGUUCACCUGAAGGGCACGUUCGCAGCAGUGGCGCACGCUGUCUUUGCCGCCGUGACCAUGGUCAUCAUCAGAAAGAUGGGGAAGUCCGUGGACUACUUUCUGAGCAUUUGGUAUUAUGUCGUACUCGGCCUCCUAGAGAGCGUCAUCGUCCUCUUCAUCAUAGGGGAGUGGAGUCUGCCAUACUGCGGGUUGGACAGGCUGUUUCUCAUCCUCAUCGGCCUGUUUGGUUUGGGGGGUCAGGUGUUUCUCACGAAAGCCCUCCAAAUAGAAAAAGCAGGCCCAGUGGCAAUAAUGAAGACGAUGGAUGUGGUCUUUGCUUUCAUCUUCCAGAUUAUUUUCUUUAACGAUAUGCCCACGUGGUGGACGGUGGGCGGGGCCCUGUGCGUUGUAGCCAGUAGUACCGGCGCGGCCAUUCGGAAAUGGUGCCAGAGCUCCAAAUAA
This is a messenger RNA of Puma concolor (puma), 1149 nucleotides long. The record is from RefSeq and is a predicted model, not a curated record. NCBI's taxonomy places the organism in Eukaryota, Metazoa, Chordata, Mammalia, Carnivora, Felidae.